CGGGGUGGUGCCGAGAAGGAGGGAAGUGCGACCGGUUGGAACCCUGGCUAGGGAAGCCGACACGUCAGUGCCACCAGCGACGUCACCAUGCCCGGCCCAGCCCGCCGGCGCACGAUUGGGUGCUGAGGCCGCUUACGCGUCGCGCUUCCUCGUCUGCUCCGCAUGUUCAGGGCGGCUUGCUCUCUUUUCCCCUCGGCAGAGAAGAGGCGAUGGCGGCGAUGGCAUCUUUCGGCGCCCUGGCACUACUUCUGCUGUUCGGCCUAUCUUGCUGCUCAGCAGAGGCCUGCCUGGAGCCCCAGAUCACCCCUUCUUACUAUACAACCUCAGAUGCCGUCAUUUCUACAGAGACCGUAUUCAUCGUGGAGAUCUCACUGACCUGCAAGAACAGGGUCCAGGGAGAAUAAGGAUUCCAAUUCACAGGGUGCAGGAGAGGCCAGAUGCUAGCAAGUCCUUCAAGAGCAUUUUCCUGACCUGCUUGAACAUGGCUCUUUAUGCCGACGUUAGUGGAAAACAGUUUCCUGUAACCCGGGGCCAGGAUGUGGGCCGAUACCAGGUGUCCUGGAGCCUGGAGCACAAGAGCGCCCACGCAGGCACCUAUGAGGUCAGAUUCUUUGAUGAAGAGUCCUACAGCCUCCUAAGGAAGGCUCAGAGAAAUAAUGAGGACGUUUCCAUCAUUCCACCCCUGUUCACAGUCAGUGUCGACCAUCGGGGUACCUGGAAUGGGCCUUGGGUCUCCACGGAGGUGCUGGCUGCAGUAAUUGGCAUAGUGAUCUACUACCUAGCCUUCAGUGCAAAAAGUCACAUCCAGGCCUGAGGGCAGCAUCCUCGGCCCUCCAUUACUUCUCUCAAUAAACAGUCGCUAUUUGCCAUGAGUACAUUUAAGACACAGGACUCCUGUGUCUAUGGAGAGAGCUGGGAACCCAGCUGCCUCUGUCUGCCUGGACAGCAGAGAUCCUGAGUGGAGAACUGCACCCAGUGCCUCUGUUUCUGUCCUUGUCCUGAUGACCAGCAUGGCUUGUGCAUUGGUUUCCUCUUUUCUAGUAUGUGGACUCAUUAAAAAAAAAAAAAAGACGACCUUGAUUGGACAGUGGUGGCGUAC
Acomys russatus (golden spiny mouse) is the source of this 1099-nucleotide messenger RNA. It is a transcript of the gene Ssr4, whose product is annotated as signal sequence receptor subunit 4. NCBI's taxonomy places the organism in Eukaryota, Metazoa, Chordata, Mammalia, Rodentia, Muridae. The transcript has 7 exons. Bases 482 to 814 code for a protein of 110 amino acids. The record is from RefSeq and is a predicted model, not a curated record. Gene Ontology annotation, cellular component: endomembrane system; membrane; endoplasmic reticulum.